AGAGGGGGAGGGGAGAGAAAGCAAGAAAGACUGCUCUCUUGUGCUUUUGUUAGUUUUGCAGAAGAGGCAGAGAAACAAGAGAUAACAAAGGCUCGGUUUCCUUUCUGUUAGAGAAGGCUUUGUCUUUCCUUUUGCAACAAUGUCUGUGUCCGGCAAGAAAGAAUUUGAUGUGAAACAAAUCUUAAGGCUGCGCUGGAGGUGGUUCAGUCACCCUUCUCAAGGUUCGCCUAACACUGGAAGCUGCCUUCAGCAGGAAGGAUAUGAGCAUAGAGGGACCCCGGUUCAGGGCAGGUUGAAGAACCACUCUCGGGACAGAAACGGACUGAAGAAAGGCAACAGUCCUGUCCACUACAAUAUACUGACACCAGUGUCGGGACCGGCCGCUGCUCAUCAAAGAGCCCUUCAGAAUUGGCACCAGCAAAACCUAAUAGAACACCUUCAAUCAAAUAAAAAUAGUCCUAAAGGAGGAUCAGAGGAGAAUUUGAUCAAAGAAGAUUGUGAUAAACAUUCACAAAAUUUGAAGAUGAAGCCUGAUAACCACAAAGAAGAUUCUAAAGCAAGACUGUAUUCACAGUAUACUGAAGAAAUGAAUACCUCCAGGUCUGAGGAGCAAUACCACGCUAAAAACCAUGCGGAGCAAACUCUCUGUAAAAUGGAGAACUACUUGAAAGAGAAACAACUGUGUGAUGUACUACUCAUUGCUGGACACCUCAGAAUUCCAGCACAUCGGUUGGUUCUCAGUGCAGUGUCUGAUUAUUUUGCUGCCAUGUUCACUAAUGACGUGCUUGAAGCCAAACAAGAAGAGGUCAGAAUGGAAGGAGUAGAUCCAAACGCACUUAACUCCUUGGUGCAAUACGCUUAUACAGGUGUCCUUCUAUUAAAAGAAGAUACCAUUGAAAGUCUGCUGGCUGCAGCUUGUCUCCUGCAACUGACGCAGGUCGUUGAAGUCUGCUCCAGUUUCCUCAUAAAGCAGCUCCAUCCUUCAAAUUGCUUAGGAAUUCGAUCAUUUGGAGAUGUCCAGGGCUGUACAGAGCUCCUCAACGUGGCACAUAAGUACACCAUGGAACACUUCAUUGAGGUAAUAAAAAACCAAGAAUUCCUCCUGCUUCCAGCUAAUGAAAUUUCAAAACUUCUGUGCAGUGAUGAUAUUAAUGUGCCUGAUGAAGAAACCAUUUUCCAUGCUCUAAUGCAGUGGGUAGGUCAUGAUGUUCAGACUAGGCAACAAGACCUGGCAACCCUGCUUUCUUACAUCCGACUGCCAUUACUUCCAGCACAGUUACUGGCAGAUCUAGAAAAUAGUUCCAUGUUUGCUGGUGAUCUUGAGUGUCAGAAGUUACUCAUGGAAGCUAUGAAGUAUCAUCUCUUACCUGAAAGAAGACCCAUGAUGCAAAGCCCUAGAACAAAGCCUAGAAAAUCAACUGUGGGGUCUCUUUAUGCUGUGGGAGGCAUGGAUGCUAUGAAAGGUACCACUACAAUUGAAAAAUAUGACCUCAGAACCAACAAUUGGCUGCAUAUUGGCACCAUGAGUGGCCGUAGGCUUCAGUUUGGUGUUGCAGUUAUUGAUAAUAAGCUUUAUGUUGUGGGAGGAAGAGAUGGUCUAAAAACUUUGAAUACUGUCGAAUGUUUUAAUCCUGUUGCCAAAAUCUGGAUUGUCAUGCCUCCCAUGUCAACACACAGGCAUGGCUUAGGUGUAGCCACACUUGAAGGACCAAUGUAUGCUGUAGGUGGUCAUGAUGGGUGGAGUUAUCUAAAUACUGUAGAAAGAUGGGAUCCUGAGGGACGCCAGUGGAAUUAUGUGGCCAGUAUGUCUACUCCUAGAAGCACAGUUGGUGUUGUUGCAUUAAACAAUAAGUUAUAUGCUAUUGGUGGACGUGAUGGAAGUUCCUGCCUCAAAUCAAUGGAAUAUUUUGACCCACAUACUAACAAGUGGAGUCUGUGUUCUCCAAUGUCCAAAAGACGAGGAGGUGUGGGAGUUGCAACAUACAAUGGAUUCUUAUAUGUUGUAGGGGGUCAUGAUGCCCCUGCUUCUAACCAUUGCUCCAGGCUUUCUGACUGUGUGGAAAGAUAUGAUCCAAAACAUGAUUCAUGGUCUACAGUGGCACCUCUGAGUGUUCCUCGAGAUGCUGUUGCUGUCUGUCCCCUUGGAGACAAACUGUAUGUGGUUGGAGGAUAUGAUGGACACACUUAUUUGAACACUGUUGAGUCAUAUGAUGCUCAGAAAAAUGAAUGGACAGAGGAGGUGCCUGUUAAUAUUGGAAGAGCUGGUGCAUGUGUUGUGGUGGUGAAGCUGCCCUAAAGCUACCUUUAUCAAAUAGAAUGAAACUGGAUAACUGCAAGAAGCAUAGUAGAAAAAAAGGGAGAAAGAAGUAAUAUGUUUUUUUUUUUCUAAAAUUAAUAAGCAAACUCGAAAUUUGUUUUGUCAUUCUAAUAUAUACUUAGAAUUGCUCUCAUUUUUGAAGCCGACAUAAGUUUUAAAUAUGAAUUGUAGACAAAUAUUAAGUGCAUAUUUUGUCAUAGUUAAUAAUAUAGAGAAAUCCAAUAGGCUAGGUUUAACUUCAUUAGUAUAAAAUGGUAAAAUACUUAAUGAAAAUUGUUAGUGAUCAAAGUGUGAAGAUAAUAUAAGCAUUAAGAAUUUUCAAAUUAAGAGCCUGACAAGUGAAAAACACUUUAUUUUUUAAAAAGGUACUCUAUUAUCCAAAAUAUAACAAUAUAAAAUAAUGCCUGAAGCUUAAAAUACAGAAUAUGAUUUUCAUCAAGACACUAGUCUUAUUCAAACCACACUGAAAUAAUGAUAUUAUAUCUUACAUUUCUCAAGAUGAAAAUAUUUCCUGUGUCAAGUCUAAAAAAUGGUGCACUGUUAUAAUUUGUUAUGCUGAUCACAGUAUGUCAAAAUUUUCACAAGCUUCAUUACUCUUUUCAGUAACUAUUUACCAGAAAAUGCAUUCAGAUUUGAUAGUUCUUACCAUACUGUGAUAUUAAUUUAGUUACCAGUAAAAUAUUAUUGUGAUGUUACAUAUAUAAUUGACAUCAUAAAACAGUGAAUGUUUAUCAUAUUGAUACCAAUUGUGACUUCAGCUUCAGUAUAUCAGGUCCUCCCUUACAAGAAAAGUAUUAUUCUCCUCAAAUAUUUAUGUAAACUCAGUAAACACAUACCAUUAAGUUAAAUGGGUUUGAAAACCAACAAUUUUAAGUGCAUUAAAAUUGAGAAAAUGUUACACAAUAUUCACACAUGGAAACAUCAAAAUGUUUUAUAUGCAUAGUCCAUGGUCCAUUUUGUAGCUAUCUUUUAUGCACCAACACAUGAUUUUCUGUUAACAUUAUAUUUAUCCAACUGAAAAAAGGAUAAUUGUAGUAAAACACUUUUUUUCAAAUUAAUAUAGAGUAACAAAAAUAGCUAUUUGAAUAGUAUUUUAGAUCUAAAUUUUUAUUUCCAAUUAUUCCAUUUAAAUAUAAAGCUAUUAAGGGAAAUUUUGGAAAAACUCUUUAUGAAAGCAACUUUUCAGGUAAAUGUUCAAUUUUAGAAUUUCUACAAUAUGUUCUUUUAAAAUGGCUUUGUAUUGUAGAUUAUGAAAGCAGAAAAUAAAAAUCCAGAGAAAUACUUAUAAAAUGUACUACUACCUAUUAAAUUUUUAAAAACAACAACAUAAGUUGUACAAAGAUAUUUGUACUUUGACAAGUUGAAUUUAAAUAAAACAAAUUUCCUCUGGUUA
Molecule: messenger RNA, 3710 nt
Organism: Marmota flaviventris (yellow-bellied marmot)
Lineage: Eukaryota; Metazoa; Chordata; Mammalia; Rodentia; Sciuridae
Gene: Klhl4
Product: kelch like family member 4
Molecular function (GO): protein binding
Source: RefSeq, a predicted model, not a curated record